AUGUCCAAGUCCAUGGCCGCUUCGUCCGGUGAUCAGAUCCCACUGCUCGACGAUCUCGAUGAGCCGAUGGACGUGGACGCGGAUGACCCCUCUCAAGGGCUUGCGCCCGAUCAGUUGGUUCCCAUGAUGCUGAGCAGCACAAUCCCGUGGUUUGACAAGGCCACCAAGAAGCCGAAUUUCGUGCGGCACGACUUGAACGACAGAGAACAGCAGAAGACAUUGGAGCGCCACGUGAAAACCAUCAUGGACUACGGCCUGGUCGAGGACAUGCGCGGGGUGCCAUUUGCACAAUUGUCGGAGGGCGACCGGCCCCCGUACCGCCUCUUCGCCCAUGCCCACCUGGCGACUGCAUUCUACAUCGCCUUCCAGAGGAACCCUCGGAACAGCAACGUCCUCGCCACAUUCAAAAAGGGUCUCGCCCGCGUCGUGGUCUUCAAACACUCCACCCCCCCCGACAUCGUCACGUGGAUUCGUGAUUUCGGCAACUUUGAUUUCGGUCAGACAUCAAGCCAGUCGUUCAUUGAAAUCUUGGACUGGGCCGCCAAAGUCAUGGCGGGGUGGCACGCGUACGCGCACGACAACGGCAUCCAGGCUCGGGAGGGCGAUGGGUCCACAAGCAGCCAGUACCGCAUCAAGUGCUGGACGUACGUCAAGGAUCAUUUCAAGGAGCUGGUCUUGCGCGGGACCAUUCCCAACCAGACCGCGCUCGAGCUCUAUAACUUCAUCAACAAAGUAAUUCGUCCACACCCGGGGGGCAAACUUGGCAUCUACGAUUCGAUCAGGAAGUGGGCGAACAAGAAUGCAGUGUUCGGGGACGGCCAGCUCAAGAACGAGACGCUCUUGUCCAGCAUGAAGGUCAUGCUGGGCGCGCUCCAGGACCUGACCAACGAGUCCAAGUUCCACGGUGUCAGCGUCUCGUUCACCAAGAAUGAGGUCAAGCUCCUCGUACUUGAGGUGCCCACAACCAGCAUUGAUGAGAUGCGAGAUGCUGCUGCCGGGCGGGCUGGCGAGGACGAUCGGGCAGUCGUCGACUUGGGAGGUGGCGUCGACGGUGCUCACGCUCAGCAGCUCAAUGCCGAGUACACGAACGUGGCCUGGUACUUGACGACGCCUGCUGUCACCAACAACGCGAUGAAGCUGCUCUUCCUCGACGUCAGCGCUGGGAAGGUGUACAGGGAGGCUGGCAAGAAGAUUGAGAAGUUACAGUCGCUUGCAGGCGCUGUUGCCCAUAAGCAGGAGACUGCGGCCAUUGCCGUGCAGAAGCAGCACGCUCGACCAGCGCCCGCGGACUCGCCGCCGCCUUCGAAGCGCCGUCGCCUGGGCAACAAGACUCCAGACCAGGCCCAGGAGCGAUUGGCCAGGCGCCUCGCUGAACGCCGGGCUGCCACGGCCUCUGACAUCGCCGACGGGCCCGCGCCUCAGGGGGAGAAGGAUGACAGCCAGAAGUCGGUGUCGACUGCUACGCCCGCCGGCGCAGCCAAGCCCAAGAGGAAGAGCUUGCCCAAGUCGCCGAAGGCCGUCCACAUCAAGGACAUCGAGACGGCCCAGAUGUUGACAUCGGCCAAGGAGAAGUCGAUGCCCAUCACCUGGAUAGAGUGCAUGUGGACUGGGAUGUCGGCAGCAGUGGCCGACGCGCUCGGGUCCCGAGCGUUCACCUCCGCAGAUGAGCGGAAUUCCUCAGCUACGACGGCGCGAGUCGACGAGGCAAAGCUCAUGUACAUCCGCCUCGCCUUCCAGUUCGCCUUCAGCGGCGCGGCCGGCCAGGCUGGCCAGGUGGUGCUCCCCAGUGGCAAGAAGAUCACGGGAUGGGCCUCUCUCCGCUCCGAGGCCAAGAAGAUGGUCGCAGAGCACAUUGCCCCCUCUAGCAUGUUCCGCGACGCUGACGACGGCGGCGACGGCGGCGACGAUGGCGCGGGGGCCCUCAACUCGGCGGAACGGUCUAUAGCAGGCGUAUUUGGCAACAAGGGUUUUGUCAAAGUCCUGAGUGACUUCCUGGCCAAUAACAGUUUAGACUCCGAUGUUGCCCACCUGCCCUGCUACGGCGCCCUGCUCUCCACGGCCGCGAGCGCUUUCGACGACCGCAUGAAGGCCCUCCGGGACCCUAAGAACAAGGAGAAACUCUUGGUAAUCAAAGUCACGACGCUGAUGGAAUUCAUCGCCUCCGCACUCAACGCUGGCAACCCCGAGUCAGAGGCCCUGCAGGACAAGUGGUUGCUUUCGUGCAAGCUGGUUGCCAACGUGUGGGCCAAUCCGCAGAAGUACAUCGACUUCGCAGUCCCAGAGGCUGUCAACGAGCUGUUCCAGGAUGUGAGCUCUCUCGAGCAGUUCCUUGAGUGCCGGGGUCAGUGCGUGCUUACGCUCGCUAGUACUCUACUGGGCCGCGGUCUCGCGCGAGGCGCUGUCUGGACCAUCGCCACCGACAAGGGCGUCGUGCAGCUCGCCAAGCCGAUCGUCAAUGCGCUCAUGCGCAUGCUGCAGGACGAGGCGGGUACCAAGUCGGGGCUGGUCUUCAUGGACAUCGAGUGCUCGAGCGUGGGUCUCGCUGCAUGGACUAAAUCGUGGAGCUACGCAUUCGAGACGAUGGCCGCCCGCAUCAUCGACGGCUCGUUCAAGAAUCAGCAAGCUGGUGACCCCCACGUCGUCGACCAGAUUGCCAGCACAGCCAUGACGCUGCACGGCAUCUCGAAGGCUGCCACUGAUGCGCAGCAGCAGUUCGACGAGGACAUUGCUGCGGCUGGCGCCGUCGGCGCUGACUCUACCACAGAUGCCGACGCUGCUGCCAUCCUUGCGAUUGCACCACCGCCAGCCUCCGCCCCCAAAACGGUCACCUUGGGGACGCUGUCCGAGUUGAUUUCGUUCCAAUCAUCGGCCAUCUACGCCGAUGACGAUGCCUUGGUGGGAGAAGCGCUGCGCCAGCUGUUCACGGACGCCGACUACGACGUCCCAGUGUUCUUGGUGCCAGAGUCUGAGGUCACAGCCGCGUAUGUGAACCAGAUAUGCAAGGCCGUUGAGUCCGAGCUGACGAACUUGGCAUACCUCCCGCAAAACGACACGUUCGAUUCGGUGCGGCUUGACGUCGAGAAUCCGAUUGGUACUGGCUCUGGCUCUGGCAAGAAGCUGGUGCCUUCCCUACUCACGACCAAGAAGCUCACGAACGCGUUCAAGAUGUUUUUCACAGGUACGGUCAGCACGAAGCGUGGUGCCCAGUCCUUCCACAUUGCGACCAUCAGCGGCGUGCGAGGUGGUGGAGGUGGUGGGGGCGAUGCCGGCGAUGCCGACGAAGCUGCAGAUGAUGCGGCGGGCGCUAUCGAGGCGGGCUCUGCGCCGACGGAGCAGGGCUCAGAGCUAGCCGCGCCCGCGGCACCUGGGGCGUUGCCAGCGACCGGCGCCGCCGAGGCCGCCGAGGGCGCCGAGGGCCUAGCGCUCGCGAGCGCCGUCCCGGGCGCUCCAAUGCCCGCGGCUGCGGCUGCGCCUGCUUCCUCUGGCAACUCUGGCGGCGCUGCGGAUGCCGCGGAUGCCGCGAGCGCCGAUGGCGCGGGCGCUGCGCAUGCUGACGCGGCGGGCGCCGCAGGCGGCGGCGCGGCCGCGCCUGCGCGCGAUGCUGCGGCUGCCAAGGCUGCCAAGGCUGCCAAGGGCAUGGGCGGCAUGGGCGCCAAGGUCGAGCUGGGGAACGCGGGGGGCGGUCAAUCGACAGCUCCAGGGGCCGCUCGCGCAGUGGAGGCCCCGCCGUCCCACGAGUGGCCCGAGGAGCCCGACGAAGGCAAGAUCCAGAUCCCGAUCUACCUCAACUACAAUGAAGCCAUCCACGGGUUCCACGCCGAGUGCCCAGUGCCCGCCUGGCUCAUUAGGCAUCGGCCCUCGCCGAAGCCGAAGGCCAAGCCAGCGGUCAAGGCCAAAGCCAAGGCCAAGACCAAAGCUGCCACUGCCCCUGCUGCCCCUGCCGCCCCUGACGACGAACCUGAGCCCGCUGUUCCUGCGGCUCGCGCGACCGUCAAGGUCGAGAUGCAGUCGAUCACGUUCAAUCUGCCGCCCUACUUGGAGAUCCACAUGGACGGCGGCGCCUCCGUUGUUGACAAGAUGAUCGUGUGCAGCCCCGUGAUCGUGCCGACUGAGGCAGGUCGUGAUGCGACCCCCCCUUUCGAGCUGAUGCGGGACCCUGGAAUCGGCGAGAUGGCGCCCAAGAAGGCCCCUGCAGCGGCCCGGGAGCCCGCGCCCACGGGAGGCGCUUCGCUUUUCAGCGGUUCGACCAUGCUGGCCGAGAAGGGCCCGCGCGCGCAGUGCGAUCCAGCCGCGGGCCCGCCCAGCCGCCGCGACCGCCUCGAGCGCCUCGAGGCCGGCCUCGAGGGCGGAUCGCGGAGACUGGACCAGGAGGUCCGCGACAAGCUGGGCGAGGCGCUGGCCGCGCGGCCCCAGAAGCCGAAGCCGAAGCCGAGCGCCGGCAAGCCCGCUGCGGCGGGCGGCGGCCUGGUGGAGCCAGAGCAAGAGGCCAGCCUGGAGCGCUUCGUGAAGGAUGCGCUCCACAAGGCGUUGGACAUGGCCGCCGAGCGCGCCACGGCGGAUCGGCGACUGUCGGCUCUGCCCCCAUGGGUGUGCCAGGCACGCGCGAGGUUUCUGGUGGCCGUCUCGGCCCCCCUCGUCGUCCUGGUGCUCCUCAGGAGCGCGGUGGAUUUCGUCGGCUGGCCGAGCGGCGCCUCCUUCAUGGACAUGGAGUCGCCGGCCUUGCCAGACGGGCCGAUCUACACCUGCUGGGACACCGUAUGCACGAGUGCGGGGGAGGAGGGCUUCUGCGAGGGCGCCGUGUACUACGCCCGGAUGUACCAGGGAGAAGGCACCGGCGGGCCAUUCGUGAUGCUGAAGGAUGUGAAGCAGGGGGCGUUCGGCCCCUUCGCUGACCUGGACGCCCACGGGAAGUUCCGGUGCCAGGAGCCGGUUGGCUUCCCACCCGUAGACCACGAUAUGCACUGCAUCUGCGACGGCAACAUGUCGCAGGGUUCAGCGAGGCCUUGCCUGUUUAAGGUGAUCCUUCGAGACGUUGCGAUCAAUGCCGUGAUCGCGGCGUUCGCGAGCUGGCCCGUGGUCAGGUGGUUUUCCAAUUUCGCACUGGCGAGUAUGGAGCACAAGCUCUGGAUACUGCUAGAGCGCAAUUUGAGAGGGUCGUUCGAUAUACAGUUGUUCCAGAAAGCGAUCGACAGUGAGUUCAGCUUCGAGAUGAAUCCUCCGAAGAAGCCGCCGCCGCCGCCGCGGCCUAAAGUGGAGAAGGACGAUGGCGCGUACGAGGUGGAAGGGAAGGACGACGGACAUUUUGAUGAGACGAAGUGA
Messenger RNA from Prorocentrum cordatum, 5319 nucleotides. The record is from the annotation of a GenBank genome assembly. NCBI's taxonomy places the organism in Eukaryota, Dinophyceae, Prorocentrales, Prorocentraceae.